GUUCCUUCUUCUCCUUUCUCGCUUUCUCAUCACUCUCUGCUCUGGAAUCCAGCUCUCCCCUUAAACCGCCAUUUGCACUUCUUCCCUCCUGCUUCCCUCUCGUCAUUUCCUUCGCUUUCUCUCUUUGUUCCAGGAGAACGAAUAUGAGGAAAAAAACCCACUUAAAGUUUGAGCCUUUACUCAUUUUCCUUUCUGGAUUAUUUUCAGUCUUCGUCUUCGUUGAGUCUCAAGCAAACCCUAGCCCAGAUGCUGCUGCAAUGGAAACUCUUAAGAAGAGUCUCAACGUCCCUGAUACUAUUGGAUGGUCUGAUUCGGACCCCUGCAAAUGGAACCAUGUUGUCUGCGAUCAAAGUCGGGUCACGCGGAUCCAAAUCGGACGUCUAGGUCUUCAAGGUACUCUUCCUCCCAGUCUUGGAGAUCUCACCGAGUUACAGCGCUUGGAGCUUCAGUAUAAUAACAUUUCGGGUCCUCUUCCUAGCUUAAAGGGGUUGGGUUCUUUGCAAGUGCUUAUGCUUAGUAACAACCAAUUUAAUUCGAUCCCUAGCGAUUUUUUUGCUGGCAUGUCUCAGCUUGAAUCCGUGGAGAUCGACAACAACCCAUUUGAGCAAUGGGAGAUACCUGAAAGUCUUCGAAAUGCUUCGUCCCUUCAGAACUUCUCGGCCAACUCGGCUAAUAUCACAGGCAAACUACCAGAUUUUCUUAAUGCAGAUGUCUUUCCUGGUUUGGUUCUUUUGCAUUUGUCCUUCAAUAACCUCGAGGGUGGGUUUCCCGCGAGCUUUUCUAGUUUGCCGAUUGGGACUUUGUGGGUUAAUGGGCAGACGGGUAAACUUAAUGGAACCAUAGAUUUUAUGCAGAAUAUGACUUCCUUGAGGGAGGUUUGGCUGCAUUCAAAUGCAUUGUCGGGUCCAUUACCAGACUUUUCAGGCUUGAAGAAUUUGGAGACCCUGAGUUUGAGGGAUAAUUCGUUUACCGGCCCUGUUCCUUCGUCAUUGAUGAGUCUUAAAUCAUUGAAAGUUGUAAAUUUGACUAAUAACUUACUUCAAGGGCCUGUGCCAGUGUUCAAUCCAGGGGUUGAAGUGGAUAUGAGUAAGGACUCGAAUGGCUUUUGCUUGCCGACUCCUGGGCAUUGUGAUCCUCGGGUGAAUAUUCUUCUUUCCAUUGUUAAACUUAUGGGAUAUCCCCAAAGGUUUGCUAAGGAAUGGAAGGGCAAUGAUCCUUGUGUUGAUUGGCUUGGGAUUACGUGUAGUAAUGGGAACAUCACUGUUGUUAAUUUUCAGAGGAUGGGUCUAUCUGGCACCAUAUCCCCAGAGUUUGCCUCACUCAAAUCACUGCAAAGAAUUAUGCUUGCUGAUAACGGUCUCACUGGCACGAUUCCGGGAGAGCUCACCACACUGCCUAUGCUUACUGAACUGAAUCUUGCUAAUAAUCAGCUUUAUGGAAAAGUCCCAUCUUUUAGGAGUAAUGUAAUUGUUGAGACGAAGGGUAACAAGGACAUAGGAAGGAUAGAAGCAGUUCAACCUUCAGGUUCAGCUUCUCCGAACCCUGCAGGUCAAGGUACAACAGGAGGAAAUGGUGGGAUUUCUGCAAAUAGUGGCAAAAAACCUUCUCAUGUUGCGGUGAUUGUAAUUGCUGUAGUUGGAGGUGUAUUUUUGGUUUCAAUGAUUGGUGUCAUAGUUUUCUGCUUGUAUAGGAUGAAGCAAAAGCAAUUAAGCAGGGUACAGAGCCCAAAUGCUCUGGUAAUUCACCCUCGUCAUUCUGGAUCGGACAAUGAAAGUUUGAAAAUAACAGUUGCUGGCUCAAGUGUCAGUGUUGGCACAGCUAGUGAAACCCAAACUGUACGUGGCAGUGAGACAGGAGGAGAUAUCCAAAUGGUUGAAGCUGGGAACAUGGUCAUUUCCAUACAAGUCCUUCGGAAUGUGACUGACAAUUUUAGUGACAAGAAUAUAUUGGGACAAGGUGGCUUCGGAACAGUAUACAAAGGUGAACUUCAUGAUGGUACCAAAAUUGCUGUGAAAAGAAUGGAGUCUGGAGCGAUAACGGGAAAGGGUGCAUCAGAAUUUAAAUCUGAAAUUGCUGUUUUGACAAAAGUUCGCCACCGGCAUCUUGUUGCACUUCUUGGCUACUGCUUGGAUGGGAAUGAAAAGCUUUUGGUGUAUGAAUACAUGCCUCAGGGUACACUAAGUAGGCAUCUGUUUAACUGGCCAGAAGAAGGAUUACAACCCUUGGACUGGAAUAGGAGGUUGACCAUUGCCUUAGAUGUGGCUAGAGGUGUUGAGUAUCUUCAUGGCUUAGCCCAUCAAAGUUUUAUACAUAGAGACUUAAAGCCCUCAAACAUCCUUCUUGGAGAUGAUAUGAGAGCGAAGGUUGCAGAUUUUGGUCUUGUCCGUCUUGCUCCAGAAGGAAAAGCCUCAAUAGAAACACGAAUUGCUGGGACGUUUGGAUACUUGGCACCAGAAUAUGCAGUUACUGGCCGUGUGACAACUAAAGUAGAUGUAUACAGCUUUGGAGUGAUACUGAUGGAAAUCAUAACUGGAAGGAAAGCACUUGAUGAAACCCAACCCGAGGAUAGCAUGCAUCUUGUAACAUGGUUCCGCAGAAUGUACAUAAAUGAUGAAUCGUUUUGCAAGGCUAUUGAUCCCGCAAUUGAUCGCAACGAGGAAACUCUUGCCAGCAUUCGCACAGUGGCAGAGCUAGCGGGCCACUGCUGUGCACGAGAGCCAUAUCAAAGGCCAGACAUGGGUCAUGCUGUGAAUGUUCUUUCCUCUUUGGCAGAACUCUGGAAGCCAUCUGAUCAGAGUUCUGAAGAUAUAUAUGGGAUUGACCUUGACAUGUCUUUGCCUCAAGCUCUUAAGAAAUGGCAGGCUUAUGAAGGUAGAGGAGGAGGUUCAGUGGACUCCUCUUCUUCUUCACUUCUUCCAAGCUUGGACAACACUCAGACAAGCAUACCAACACGCCCGUAUGGUUUUGCCGAAUCUUUCACAUCAGCAGAUGGGAGGUGACCAAUCAGGAUGGUUUGUAAAUUAUAACUGCAGUGUUCUUUCUGUGUCUUCAUCCUCUUUGCUUCCAACCAAGCUAAGGUUAAAAAAUCCUUCAAGCUGUCAUUAUGAGGUUCUUCGAUAAAAAUAUAAAUGCGGACCUUUUCUCCAGCCAAGUAUCUUUUACGUGUUAUAAUUCUAUCGAAAAUCCUUGUUUCAAGAACUUAAGAAUUACAUUGAAGGAUUUCUCAUUUGGAUCUUGCUGGCUUUUUCCAUGUCUUGUGGCACUCUCUCCUGAGGGUAACCUUGCAUUUUCUUGAACACUUGUCUAGCGAGUUUUGUAGACAAAAAGUGAGGAUAGAUUCUCUGCAGACUCUUUAGUCAUGUUUUGCUGUCUGUAUUGCUGUAUUGAAUUGUAUAUCAGGAAUUGUAACUCGGUUUCUGUUCUGGACCUUUUGAAAUGCACAUUUUUAUCUUCACAAAUAUUUUGAACUUGAA
Molecule: messenger RNA, 3473 nt
Organism: Neltuma alba
Lineage: Eukaryota; Viridiplantae; Streptophyta; Magnoliopsida; Fabales; Fabaceae
Product: receptor protein kinase TMK1-like
Biological process (GO): protein phosphorylation
Molecular function (GO): protein kinase activity; protein binding; ATP binding
Source: RefSeq, a predicted model, not a curated record